Pollicipes pollicipes is the source of this 441-nucleotide messenger RNA. Its product is annotated as box C/D snoRNA protein 1. Gene Ontology annotation, biological process: box C/D snoRNP assembly; snoRNA localization; maturation of LSU-rRNA from tricistronic rRNA transcript (SSU-rRNA, 5.8S rRNA, LSU-rRNA). Gene Ontology annotation, cellular component: pre-snoRNP complex; nucleus. The coding region runs from base 1 to 441 and encodes 146 amino acids. The transcript has 4 exons. NCBI's taxonomy places the organism in Eukaryota, Metazoa, Arthropoda, Thecostraca, Pollicipedomorpha, Pollicipedidae. The record is from RefSeq and is a predicted model, not a curated record.
AUGCAUCGGCGCGGCGUGCGGCUGGACUUCCUGCCGGAGGGGUUCGGCCGGCGGCUGGAGAAUACCAGCCAGCUGGAGGCGGACACGGGUUGCCUGCUGUGGCGGGUCGAGUGGCGCCUACCACUGGCCGACGCAGUACGCACUGACGACAGAGUUCCAGACACGUCUCGGCUGUCGGAGGUGCUGGCGCGUCACCUGUCGGACGCGCUGGCGCCCGAGGAUCCGCUCCAGUUUUACCGGGCCGCUCUUGAGUCCCGCGCCGUGUACAUUGAGCUUCCCGUGAACAAGACGCUGGAGGCGUGCCUGAAGGACCGGCUGGUGAUCGAGUUCCCGAUUCUGGUGGUGACCACCGAGGAGCAUGCCGUCCAGUACCGGGAGGACGUGAUAGAAGGUGCGUUCGAAGCUUCGUGCGGCUGGUGGUGGUGGUGCGGGCCGCAGUGA